UUCAUAAACAGCAGAUAAAGUUCAGUGUUAUCGUGUCAUCUUCAUUUAUUAUUUAAUGCAUUAUUUAAGUAACCUUCCACAUAUUGCACUGUAUAAAUAAAUCCAUAUCUCAAAUAAACAAUGUAUAUAUAAAGAUUAGUUGCUAAACCCUCGGCAUAAUGCUGGUUUUAGUUAAAAUACCAAAGAUCAAGUUUCCGUCUACAGAUACAAGAUUUAUGUAAGAAAGGGGGCAAUUGAAAAUAUAUAUGUCCGACUAGAAUGUUCCAGCGAUUAUAAACAACUCACAGUGUAGUCGGAAUUCUGUUGUUGUUGCUAUACAGUAGAGUCUCUAUAUAAACAUACAUAUACAGAUGGGAUGUACACACUGAGUAUGUGAAAUAGGUGAUAAUGAAAGCUUCGCGUUAAUACGGACAAGUUCUAUAUCCUCUAGCUUGGCCGAAUCUCACAACUUAGAUGCAAGCAGGAAAACUCAGUUUUAUUGAAUAAUGAUUUUACUUCAGUCUCUGCGCUUCUUAAAGGCGAAGUCGAAUCACGAGUAUUGUUUUUUUGGACAACACAAUAAAUAAAAAAGGUGAUAAUUACAAUGUAGAUCGUGACAAUAGGGACAACGAUUCACGCAACCAAUCUGAAGACAUUUUGACGUUCAACAAUGGUCUGAAUCAAAUAUCUGAAUAAGAUUUACGCUGAUACGUCUGCAGCCGGCGACGUACAAUUACGCCCUAGGGCCUGGAUUAAACUAUUUGACUGGCUCUGCGCCGUUUUAACUAAAGUAGCAUGUGACAGAAAGAUCACCUUGAAACUUUUAUUUCUAUAUCAAACUAUAAAGAAAAUACAUCAGUAACUAAGCUAAUGGCUUGUUGUAUAAAAACUCUUUGGCAAGAGAAUUAUUCUUCGGUGGCAAAAUUCGAAUAAAUUGUAUUUUUAAAAAGCUGCAUUUUCCGCAACAGUAUUAGUUUGAUGCACUAUACACCACUGUUGCAAAUGAUUUAGUAGUCCUAGUGAUGUUGCAUAAUGUAGCAUGUACCAUCAGUAUAAUGUUUAGUAUAAGUUAAAUACCUUAUUUUUACCGAUACAGUAACUAACUCUGGAUGUUAUAUUUGGCGCAGGUUUUUCUACUUCUGAUUUUAAGUACUCUAGAGCUUUCGUGCUACGUUCACCCAGUGAGUGUUUUAAACGCCCGAAGUCUCAUGGCAUCAAAUGUUUCUACGAUGCAAUUUAAAGAAUCGAAAACUCAUGGUAGGCCAAAUAUUACACCAACGUGUGAAAGACUGGAAAAGUUUUACACUGAACUAAAUAUGAUAAUAGGGGUUUGGUGACCUGCUUUAAUAAAAAUAAAUAAAUUAUUGUUGCCAGGUGUAUUAUAAUAAUAAAUAUUUCAUUUCCGACAGAUUUUCAUAUUAAACCAACCAGAGUUUUGACGUCGCGUACAAAAAAAGCCUUUAUCCAAAAAAUGUAAUUUUUAAAGAACAUCUGUCAAGUUUUAAAGUCCUAGAUUGAAGUUAAAGAUGUAGCAGUUGGGUCAGCAAGACACUCACCAUCUAGACUGCGCGUUAUACAAAUGCAAUUCAAGCAGUGACUCGAACUGCGACACUGUCGGCAGAUGCAAAAACAAUUUCCGCAUGUGCUGCGACAGACUGUGCCACCACAAACAAGAUGUAUGUCCGACUACCCUGUUAAGAAACGGAAACGAAACAUACACGAACUACGUACAGAACUUGAACGAAUCGAUGUACAGAAACCACCUGGAACAAGUUAAAGCACUUAUCACUCGAUAUGCAGCAGAACGAGAAUGCUGGCCAGAAAAUAAAUGCUUGAACCAAACUACAUGUCAAUCUCAAUACCAGCAAUGCGAGAACGGGCAGUGCGUCAGCUUUUUAUCGGACUGUGUGAUGUUUUGGGAGACUCAAACUUACAUCCACGAUAAUCCAAACAUAACUUGUUACCCAGACGAGCUCUGCUUUAGAAACAACUGCAAAACAAAUUAUUGGAUGUGCGAUGAUGGAGAAUGUGUCCACGAACAUGUAGUUUGUCGAGGAGGCAACGAUUGUGGGGAUGGGAGCGAUGAAAAAUAUUGCAGUGGGAAUUGUUUUCCGCCGUUCCGGUGUCAGAAUGAUACUUGUAACCUGGGGUAUACAGCGUGUUCAAAUGGGGAAUGCAUAUUACAGGAACAAGUAUGUGAUACACUUAUAGACUGCGCUGAUGGCUCAGAUGAAGUGAACUGUUCAGGUUCAUGUUGGCCAGAGUCAGCAUGUAAUUCAGAUCUUACUUGUAAAUCGGGUUAUUUUGGCUGCGAUAAUGGCAAAUGUAUCGACGACUCUAACGUAUGUGACAUGAGAAGAAAUUGUGACGACGGCACAGAUGAAAUUCGAGACUGGCACGGUUUUAAAUGCGUUUUAGGAAAACAUUUCGAAACAUGUGUCCUGCCACAAGAACAAGCAUUCGACACCGUUGUCAGGUGCCGCGACCACGCUGACAAGUGCCAUACAAAUGGGACGUGUACCUGUUUUACCUGCCUAGACCAAAAGUUGAUAAUAUCGUCAAAGCAGCAGUGUGACGGAAUUAUCGACUGUUACGAUAUGUCGGACGAGUGUUUUUGUUUCGAGGAAACGGCAGCUGAGAAAAAAUGCAACUCUGUGUGUCUUCAUAAUAACAACAAUAACAGCAUACAGAACUCGGACAGUUGUGCUUGCGAAACCGGCAUGUUCGACUGUGGAGAUGGAAACUGCUUAACUACAAACCUAGUAUGCGAUGGUACACCUCAAUGCCCAAAUCAAAUAGAUGAAAUAGACUGCGCAACACAUUAUAUGAGCACUAUGAAAAUGACUGCUUGUCCUGGGGACGUAAACAAUAACAGUCUCAUACAAGCCGUGAUGUGCGACGGCAGGCCUGAGUGUUUUGACUUGUCCGACGAAUGUGAUGGAAGCUGCAAUGUAACCGCCCCGUUUUGCAACAUAAGGACGAUGUUUAAUUCUAGAAACGGACCGUUCGAAUUUCUUUGCAAUACUUUAAUUCUUUACUUUGAUGUUAAGGCGAUAUGUGACGGAAAAUGGAGCGACUGUGUUCCUCGAAUUGACUCCGAAGAACUAGGCUGCCCUGCCCGACACUAUUGCCAGAGUGGAGAUUCCAUUAGCAUUGAUAAAAACUUGCUCUGCGACGGGGUUUCUCAAUGCGAUGACAAGUCGGACGAAACAAACUGCACUGAUCGGUUUUUCUGCGAAAACGGUACCCCAUUUUCGGUCCCAAUGUCCAAAAAAAUGGACGGGAUAGCCGAUUGUACUGAUAUGAGCGACGAAUGCCCUAAAGAGCUGGACGAAAACGUCUUCUCGUCCCGAAAAGAUCUACUAGGGUCCGCCAUUUUUCGCGCUACGACCUGGAUUUUUGGAAUAGCUGCAAUAGUUGGCAACAGCGCUACUUUUAUCUACGCAGCUAAAAUUUUACGGAACUUUAAAUCCCUCAACCCGAUAACAAAGAUAAAUUACAUUCUACUGAUCAACCUAUCUGUUGCUGACGGUCUUAUGGGAAUUUAUUUAAUUAUAUUGGGAGCAAAAGGCCUCCAGUUUUCAGGGAAUUACUGCAGAUUUGACAAAUCUUGGCGCACAAGCUCGCAAUGCUCAAGUUUAGGGAGCCUCGCGCUAGUAUCUAGUGAAGCAACAAUCUUCAUUCUAGCUUUUCUUGCUACGUUACGCUUAUGCUCGAUUCUAAACCCUUUAAAAACAAAGAGAACAUCGACAAAAUUCCCAACUAUAUGCAUUGGAGUGGCUUGGGUGUUAUCUGUUUUUCUCGGCACAAUUCCGCGAUACCCAGCUCUUUCGGACUACUUCAGUUCUGCUGUAUGGAUGCCCACGAAACUGACAAAGUUUGACACUCAAAACAAAACGACCAUGGAAACUUUUGUACAGCGACUUUACGUUGCACAAAACACAACUCAGGCACCUCCUGCCUCCUUAUCUUGGCUUGCCAUGGAAAGUUAUAUUGACCAAAACUACCCAGAUGUUAAAAUAAAGGGCUACUUUGGCUAUUUCAGCGACAACAGUGUCUGCUUGCCAAAGUUUUUUGUCUCCCCGGGCGAGCCUGGUUGGGGUUAUUCAGUCAUAAUCAUUCUGUUUAACUUUUUCAUGUUUGUCUACAUCUGCGUCGCAUACUUAGUCAUUUCAAAAGCUACUUCAUCUCCGACUAUUAGACGACAUCGCUCGAAUCAACUACAAAAGAUGCAAAUGAGAGUAACUCGGCUGGUUUUGACAGAUUUUGCUUGUUGGAUACCAAUCUGCAUCAUGAGUUUUCUACAACUCGGUGGGGUAGAGAUACCAAACCAAGCGUAUGCAUUCAGCGCUGUCAUACUCCUGCCUAUUAAUAGUGCGUUGAAUCCUUUACUGUAUUCUGACAUCACUUAUAAAAAGUUCAAAAACUUUUUCGCAUCUCCGAAAAGAAGAGGGAAAGUCGUCAGCGUCGUGCAGUGCCGGAAGUCGGAGCAAGAUCGCUCCUCCAAUGAGGAAGAUGGAGCAAAAGCAUCGGAGCAAACGGAAGAGCAACAGUUUUGAUUUUUUCGCAAAUAUUAAAACUGAACAAGUUAUUUUACCAAAAAAACAAAAACGUGCUUUAGAAGAGUGCUCUUCAAGGGGGCAUUUAAAUGUUUUUAAUGUUUCGAAUGUAAAUUAAUUUAGUCGCAGUUCUAAUAAUGUGAUACUUAUGUUAAUUUAUACGUGUAUAUACUUUAUAUGUUAAUCUGAAUUGCAAAUAAAAUCGGGAAAUUACCCCAAAAAAAGAAGAGAAAUCUUGAAAACUUGUAUUAGAACAUUUUAUUUGACAAGUUUAAAAAAAUCCCGAAUGUUUAUAUUUCGUGGAAUGCUGUUGGGUAACGAAGAAAGGGGUCGAUUUUACACCAAAGUUCAGAUAGUACGAGCACCGUCCUAGAAUUUCUGCAUAGUAGACUCAGACUGGUCCAGUGUCGCGAAAAUCUGGUU
Ciona intestinalis (vase tunicate) is the source of this 4961-nucleotide messenger RNA. The record is from RefSeq and is a predicted model, not a curated record. NCBI's taxonomy places the organism in Eukaryota, Metazoa, Chordata, Ascidiacea, Phlebobranchia, Cionidae.